Messenger RNA from Nerophis ophidion (straightnose pipefish), 4365 nucleotides. It is a transcript of the gene galns, whose product is annotated as galactosamine (N-acetyl)-6-sulfatase. Gene Ontology annotation, molecular function: arylsulfatase activity; N-acetylgalactosamine-6-sulfatase activity. The transcript has 14 exons. Bases 49 to 1614 code for a protein of 521 amino acids. Lineage: Eukaryota; Metazoa; Chordata; Actinopteri; Syngnathiformes; Syngnathidae. The record is from RefSeq and is a predicted model, not a curated record.
CAGAAAAGGCGCGUGAAGAAAGUCACUUCCUACAGUUGCUGCUUUGUGAUGGCUGCUCCAACUUUAACUUUCUUGUGUGUAAUAAUUUGUAUAUUGUGGACAAACAACCUCGCAGAAACUUCAGCCCCCAAUAUUAUAAUUAUGCUUAUGGACGACCUGGGUUGGGGUGACCUGGGGGUCCUGGGUCAGCCCUCCAAGGAGACUCCUAACCUGGAUGCCAUGGCUGCACAGGGCAUGCUGCUUCCAAACUUCUACACUGCCAACCCUCUCUGUUCACCAUCGAGAGCUGCACUUCUCAGUGGGAGGCUGCCUGUCCGCAAUGGCUUCUACACCACUAAUGGCCGCGCCAGAAACGCAUACACGCCGCAGGAGAUUGUGGGCGGGAUCUCCAGGGAUGAGAUUCUGUUACCUCAGAUGCUGAAAAAGAAAGGAUAUGUCAGCAAGAUAGUUGGGAAAUGGCAUCUGGGCCACAGAGCGCCGUACCUGCCCACCAAGAACGGCUUCGACGAGUGGUUCGGAGCGCCCAACUGCCAUUUUGGGCCCUACAACAACAGCGGGCGCCCCAACAUCCCCGUCUAUAACAACUCGGAGAUGGCGGGCAGAUACUAUGAGGAGUUUCAGAUUGACAGGAAGACUGGAGAGUCCAAUCUCACACAGAUUUACUUGCAGGAAGGUCUUGACUUCAUCGUCCGGCAGACCGUGGCCCAACAGCCCUUCUUCCUGUACUGGGCGGCUGACGCCACUCAUUCCCCAGUCUACGCUUCCAGACGCUUCCUCGGGAAGAGCCAGCGAGGCCGCUAUGGCGACGCCGUGAUGGAACUGGACCACAGCGUCGGUCAGAUCCUGUCACGGCUGAGGACUCUGGCUAUCCAAAAGAACACCUUUGUUUUCUUUACCUCGGACAAUGGAGCCGCGCUCACGUCGGGCCCCAACGAGAGUGGCAGCAACGGGCCCUUCCUCUGUGGGAAGGAGACCACCUAUGAAGGGGGCAUGAGGGAGCCCGCCAUCGCCUGGUGGCCCGGAAACAUCGCAGCAGGCACGGUGAGUUUCCAACUGGGCAGUGUGAUGGACCUGUACACCACUAGUUUAGCGCUGGCUGGCAUUAGCCCGCCUGAUGAUCGAACCCUGGAUGGACUGGACCUGACAGCAAUCCUCCUGAACACGUCCCAACCGCUGCAAAACAGACCAAUCUUCUAUUACCGUGGGAAUGAGCUAAUGGCGGUCAGGCUUGGACAAUACAAGGCCCACUACUGGACUUGGACAAACUCGUGGGAUGAGUUUAAAAAGGGUGUGAACUUCUGUCCAGGUCAGGAGGUGCCGGGCGUGACCACACACGAGCAGACGGAGCACACCAUGCAGCCUCUCGUUUUCCACCUGGGCCGGGAUCCUGGGGAGAAGUUCCCGAUCAGUGUUUUGACCGGGGAAUACCAGGAGGUUGUGGGCCGCAUCUCUCCAGUUGUGGAGGAGCACAGGAAGACGCUCACACCAGGCGUUCCCCAGCUCAACAUGUGCGACCGGGCUGUGAUGAACUGGGCUCCAGCCGGCUGUGAGAAGUUAGGAAAAUGUCUCAAAGUUCCAAAAUCGGCUCCUUGGAAGUGCGAAUGGCCGCACUGACUGCAGAUGACCAAUGAACUUGUUUAUUUUAUUUUUUUUAAUCGGCAACUGUUUUAUAUUAAACACCAUAUCAUGUCAAAGUCAGCUGGGAUAGGCUCCAGCGCACCCGUGUCAACAUGCUACAGUUGUGAUCAAAAUUAUUCAACCCCCACACAAUUUUGGUAUUUUAGCAAGUUGGACAUUUAUUCCGUAUUUUGUUUAUAGUCAUAUCAAAUAAAGAUGUGUCAAAUCCACAAAUGCAACUUCAAUUGUAACACUGUAUUUUACAAAAUACCAAAAAAGGACAUUUUUCUUAAUAUCUCAUUGACAAAAUGAUUCAACCCCUUGAAGAUCAUAACUCUUAAGAACAGAAUUUGAAUAAGGUCUUUUCAAUCAGGUGUUGAAAACACCUGUAGAUGUGAUUAGAACCAUAACGAGCAACAAUUAAACUGAUUGAAAAAGACUGUGACGCUCGGCUCCUUGUAGAUGGUCAAUGGUGUAUUUGCAACAUGGUGAAGUCCAGGGAGUGGUCAAAGAAGUCAAGAGAGGAGGUCAUUUCUCUUCAAAAGAAAGGAUGUGGAUAUAAGAAAAUAGCAAAGACAUUACACAUUCCAAGAGACACAGUUGGGAGCAUAAUUGGCAAGUUUAAAUUUAACUUAAGGCACAGUGGAAACACUACCUGGGCGUGGUAGAAAGAGGAUGCUGUGAAGCGUACAGUGGUGAAAAACCCCCGGGUAACAGCUGAGGAACUACAACAGGACAUUGCAGAGGGGGGAACGCAGGUUUCGUCCCAGACAAUAAGGCGAUGAAGGCCUCCAUGCCAGAACUCCCAAGCGCACCCCACUUCUGACUACCAGGCACAAGAAAAAUAGACUCCAGUAUGCCAAAAAUCAUCUGGACAAACCCCAAAGUUUUGGGAAACUGUUCUAUGGAGUGAUGAGACAAAAGUGGAACUCUUUGGGCCUAUGAAUCAAGGUUAUGUCUGGACUAGAAAAAAAUGAAGCUUACAAAGAGAAGAACACCUUGCCUACUGUUAAGCAUGGUGGGCGGUCAAUCAUGCUCUGGGGCUGUUUCUCUGCUUCAGGUAGCGGGAAUCUCCAGCGCGUUGAAGGCAUUAUGAAUUCUAUUUCCUAGCAGGAUAUAUUAGCUGCAAAUGUCAUGAAGUCAGUGAGGAAGCUGAGGCUUGGGAGACGUUGGACCUUCCAACAGGACAAGGAUCCCAAGCAUACCUCCAAAUCAACAUCAGAAGAAGGGCUGGAAGACUCUGGAGUGGCCAGACCUAAAUCCUCUAGAAAAGCUGUGGUGGGACUUGAAGAAGACAGUUGCAGCACACAAGUCCAAGAAUAUGAAUGAACUGGAGGCCUUUGCCCAAGAGGAAUGGGCUCAAAUACUGUAGAUGCUUGCAAGAAGCUUGUGUAUCACCUUUGAAGGAUGUCAUUACUGUUCUACUAAGUACUAAAGAUGCAUGGAACUUUGAAGGAUGUCAUUACUGUUCUACUAAGUACUAAAGAUGCAUGGAACUUUGAAGGAUGUCAUUACUGUUCUACUAAGUACUAAAGAUGCAUGGAACUUUGAAGGAUGUCAUUACUGUUCUACUAAGUACUAAAGAUGCAUGGAACUUUGAAGGAUGUCAUUACUGUUCUACUAAGUACUAAAGAUGCAUGGAACUUUGAAGGAUGUCAUUACUGUUCUACUAAGUACUAAAGAUGCAUGGAACUUUGAAUGAUGUCAUUACUGUUCUACUAAGUACUAAAGAUGCAUGGAACUUUGAAGGAUGUCAUUACUGUUCUACUAAGUACUAAAGAUGCAUGGAACUUUGAAUGAUGUCAUUACUGUUCUACUAAGUACUAAAGAUGCAUGGAACUUUGAAGGAUGUCAUUACUGUUCUACUAAGUACUAAAGCUGCAUGGAACUUUGAAGGGUGUCAUUACUGUUCUACUAAGUACUAAAGAUGCAUGGAACUUUGAAGGAUGUCAUUACUGUUCUACUAAGUACUAAAGAUGCAUGGAACUUUGAAGGAUGUCAUUACUGUUCUACUAAAUACUAAAGAUGCAUGGAACUUUGAAGGAUGUCAGUACUGUUCUACUAAGUACUAAAGAUGCAUGGAACUUUGAAGGAUGUCAGUACUGUUCUACUAAGUACUAAAGAUGCAUGGAACUUUGAAGGAUGUCAUUACUGUUCUACUAAGUACUAAAGAUGCAUGGAACUUUGAAGGAUGUCAUUACUGUUCUACUAAGUACUAAAGAUGCAUGGAACUUUGAAGGAUGUCAUUACUGUUCUACUAAGUACUAAAGAUGCAUGGAACUUUGAAGGAUGUCAUUACUGUUCUACUAAGUACUAAAGAUGCAUGGAACUAGGGGGUUGAAUCAUUUUGUCAAUGAGAUAUUAAGAAAAAUGUCCUUUUUUGCUAUUUUGUAAAAUACAGUGUUACAAUUUAAGUUGCAUUUGUCUAUUUGACACAUCUUUAUUUGAUAUGACUAUAAACAAAAUAAGGAAUAAAUCUCCAAUUUGCUAAAACACCAAAAUUGUGUGAGGGUUGAAUAAUUUUGAUCCCAACUGUAAGUAAACAUACAGUAAUUAAUGAAUGGAGUGUGUGAUGUAAUACGGUAAGUCUGUUUUUUUACAUGUUGUUGUACAUAAUUGCAAGAGUCACGUGUGUGUUUUAUGUGCACAAGAAUUAUUCAAAUGUACUUCCUUAAAUAUUCCAAACAAGUGUCAGUAUGACGACGUGGAGUUAAAAGUGAGUAUUAAAGACAUGUUGGGGGAUGACAA